Molecule: messenger RNA, 531 nt
Organism: Parnassius apollo (apollo)
Lineage: Eukaryota; Metazoa; Arthropoda; Insecta; Lepidoptera; Papilionidae
Source: the annotation of a GenBank genome assembly
AUGCCUCCAGAACAAUCAAAGCAAGAAAGGUUAGAGAAGAAACGACUUGCUGAGCGUCGCAGACUACAAAAAAUUAAGAAUGAUCCCGAACUUAAAGCACAAUUGCAAGAAAAAGAAAGGCAAAAAUAUUUGAAGAAAAAAAUCUGGGAAGAUUAUACCAGUAGGUGUAGUCCACAGCAGCAAAAACUUGCAAGAAAGAAAAGUAGGGAAAGUUCAAAUCGUUACAACCAGAAGAAGAAACUUAGAAAAAUCCAGGAUCUUGAAGAAAUUGUCAAUUAUUCAGAUAAGAUAGAUUCAGAAAUAAAUAGUGAUAACAACGAACAUCCUCUAAUUCUGAUUCCACCUCACUCGUCUAAUUCUUUUACCAUUGAAUCAUCGCCACCUCCAAGUCCCGAUAGUGAUAUUUACGCACCACCAAGUCGAAUCACAAGAUCUACAAGAAGAAAAAAUCUUGAUCAGACUUCUAUACAUCAACUUGGUUUGGAAUUAGAACCAACUUCAUUCAGUGACACCGACACAUCUUCAUCUUGA